Durusdinium trenchii is the source of this 840-nucleotide messenger RNA. The record is from the annotation of a GenBank genome assembly. NCBI's taxonomy places the organism in Eukaryota, Dinophyceae, Suessiales, Symbiodiniaceae.
AUGACUCUUUUGGUGGCAGUGCUGUUUGGAAUGCUGGCCAGUGCCUCUGAGCAGUGUGAAGGCCCUGAAGGUGAGUGCGAUCAGUCAGAUGCAUCUUUGCUCCAGAGUGCCAUCAAGUCCAAAAUGCCACAGGAAUGGCCCUUGGACGGAUCCACCACCAUUCUAUCAGCCGAACAGACGGCCGAGUACAUGUCAUGGUAUACUGAGGAUCUUCUGCCAAAGUGGCAAAACAAGAAGGAAUCAUCCCUCUGGACCUUGCAGACCACCAUCAGUAUUAAGCAGCCGGCACAGAAGGUCUUUGAUGCCAUUAUGACCUCCAAUAUGUGGCCAGUGUGCUAUCCCAACACCUUGAGUGUCGGCGGAUUCUCGCACACACCCUUCACACCUGAAACACCAAAGGGGAUGAUCUUGGAGAAGUUCUUGUGGGCCGGUGCCAUGUACUCCCUAUUCCGCUACCAGGUGGAGGACUAUGAGCCCCCGACUUUCGCCACCUUUGACGGAGCCAUGAUCUUCACAGUGGGUGAUUUGAUCGCCCAGAACUCCAUCAACACCAUUGGCGGGCGAUUCCAAUACAACUUGACCUCUCUUGGCCCGAACGAGACGAAUUGGACGCGCACGGUGUACUUCUAUCAGGACAAGAGUGCUUCGAUGAUUCAGCAGAUGGAGUUUGCCACCAUGAUGAACACGGUGAUCUUCCCUGCGCAAAAGAAAGGCCGGCCGAGCUUCGCCGAAGCUCGCGGGUUCCCGUGGUUCCCACGCAUUGCGCUGGUGGAAUGGCUACCGCCCGAGCGGAGUUCGGUCUAUGUGGCCGUGGGCGAGUGGAUGUACGCGAAAUCCUAA